Messenger RNA from Betta splendens (Siamese fighting fish), 2048 nucleotides. RefSeq names its product endophilin-B1-like. Lineage: Eukaryota; Metazoa; Chordata; Actinopteri; Anabantiformes; Osphronemidae. Bases 193 to 1287 code for a protein of 364 amino acids. Gene Ontology annotation, biological process: membrane organization. Gene Ontology annotation, molecular function: protein binding. The transcript has 9 exons. The record is from RefSeq and is a predicted model, not a curated record. Gene Ontology annotation, cellular component: cytoplasm; membrane.
GCGCAUGCGCGUGAUUUCCGUCAAGCUGUGGGUUGGGAGUAGGCAGCAUCUUGCUCGUAUACUAUCUUUGUAACCAACAGCUGGGUGGUACUUCGACAAAAAGUUGCUUCAAUGACAUUUUCACCAGGGAUGACAGCUUGAUUGCGACGAACCAACACUUCUAUUGCGUGUUUAUUUUUUUCCUGCCGUGCUAUGGAUUUUAACGUUAAGCGGUUAGCCGCAGACGCCGGUACCUUCCUGAGCCGCGCGGUACAAUUCACAGAAGAGAAGCUUGGCCAGGCUGAAAAGACAGAGCUGGACGCUCAUCUGGAGCAGCUGCUGGUCCGAGCUGAGAACACCAAGCAAUGGACAGAGAAGAUCAUGAAGCAGACGGAGGUCCUACUACAGCCCAACCCGAAUGCCCGGCUAGAAGAAUUCCUUUAUGAGAAGCUAGAAAAGAAAGCCCCCACACGAUUGAACAGCCAUGAGCUGCUGGGCCAGUCUAUGAUUGAUUCGGGAAAUGAAUUUGGUCCUGGAACUGCCUACGGAAACGCUCUCAUAAAAUGCGGGGAGACGGAGAAGCAGAUUGGCGGCGCAGAGCGGGAGUUCAUCCAGAGUGCUGCCAUCAACUUCCUGACACCAUUCAGAAACUUUCUUGAGGGCGAUUUUAAAACAAUCCUGAAAGAAAGAAAGCUACUCCAGGUCAAACGCCUGGAUCUGGAUGCAGCCAAAACCAGAGCGAAGAAAGCCCGGAUGGGUGACGCAAAAGCUGUCGCAGAGCAGGAGUUGAGGAUGACCCAGAGCGAGUUUGACCGACAGGCAGAAAUCACCCGGCUUCUGCUAGAAGGCGUCAGCAGCACACAUGCACACCACCUACGCUGCCUGAAUGACUUUGUGGAGGCCCAGACUACAUACUAUGCACAGAGUUACCAGUACAUGGUGGAUCUCCAAAAGCAGCUGGGCAGUUUCCCGUCAUCCUUCUCGAACAACAACCAGUCGACGGUGUCGGGCGGGGCCAGCAUUUCCGUGCCCACCAUCGCCGUCUCGGCCUCGCUGCCCAGCGUGUCUGCCGGCAGCGGGAGCUCCACGGCGUCGGGCGGCUUCAGCGAGCUGCGCAGCUCCAACGGCAGCCGCAAAGCCCGGGUCCUCUACGACUACGACGCCGCCAGCAGCAGCGAGCUGUCCCUGCUGGCUGACGAGGUGAUCACAGUCAGCAGCGUUCCAGGCAUGGACUCUGACUGGUUGAUGGGGGAGCGAGGCAUCCAAAAAGGCAAAGUGCCAAUCACCUACCUGGAACUGCUCAACUAGGACCCUCUGUAACCAGCUGUGAUUUCAUAUUUAUAUUGCGUUGCAGGGACAGGCAUGUUUCUUCUUCACUUCUGGCAUUUUAGAAAGUUUUAUCUGCGUUAAACAAGAUGGCGUUUCGCUUUUAGCAGAUUCCUCAUGGAAUAAAUACAUUUGAGUGGAGGGAGGGACGUGGAUCCGAUCCCUGGUGUGUGUGCAUGUGUUUGUGUGCUAGCUGCCGCACGAUUCUAAUGUCUGCUUCUGUGUCUGUUUGAUGCAACAUGUGACAGAACAUCUCCCGAGAUGUAACAUGGUAAAAAUUGAGUUUUGUAAUUAAUUAGUUUACUCUCUCGCCUCUUCAUAAGUUCAGUGAAUCAGUUGAAUACUUUUUUUUUUUGCUUUUGACAGUAUCCCUUACAUCAUGGUGGGUCAAACGGUGCGUUGACAAACUAAAUGCCUGUCACCGUCAACCUGCCUUUUGAAACCGUUCACACUUUUGUUUGACAGCAGUAUUGAAAUGGUCGGUCUAGUGUCUUCUCAUUGUAUUAAGAAGACGGCCAUUAUGAACUAGAAAUCAUAAUUUUAAAACUAAAUAUAUAAAUUGUGAUAUGUUUAUUUCCAUUGGUUUUCAAUUUGGUGCCUUAAAGUAUCCCAUAAACCCUUUGACUUCCUCAUAGAAAACGCCUUCUGGGAGAUUAUUGUACAUUGUUACAGCUUUUUGUUUCCCGUGUACCUGAGCAAUUGUAAAAUAAAUAUAGCUUGGUGCAUUAAAAAAGCAAAACGUC